This is a messenger RNA of Maniola jurtina (meadow brown), 822 nucleotides long. RefSeq lists its product as uncharacterized. Bases 33 to 752 code for a protein of 239 amino acids. The transcript is spliced from 2 exons. NCBI's taxonomy places the organism in Eukaryota, Metazoa, Arthropoda, Insecta, Lepidoptera, Nymphalidae. The record is from RefSeq and is a predicted model, not a curated record.
GUCAUGGCAAAAAAAUUAAAUAAUAAACAAAUAUGGCGGGUGAUCCAGAUGAUUUGGAGCAAAAUAUUGAAAAUUUAAAAACAUCGGUAAGAAAAUCGUUUGCGCGUAUUUACGCGAGUUUGAAGGCGAGGGAAUUGAAAACAUUAAGACAACUCGAUGCUUUACGCAAACAAUGCCAAGACAACAAAGAAUUGGAAAGAAAUUGUGUUCAGAACAUUAAUAUAAGCUACAGCAACGAGUCCACGUUGUUAGAUAUCGUAAGUAACUAUGGUGUAAUCGAUUUCGAGAGACUUAGUUUUGAUAACACCACUUUUAUAUUAGAAGAUUAUAUCAGUCCAAACGAUGAUCAUAUGUAUUCGUAUAAGACCAUUGAAGAUAUUACUGAAAAAGAAGAUAUAGAAGCUAUUGAAGAGGCUGCUCUAAAGCAAAUAACUGAAACUGAUGAUUGCGUAUGUAUUGUCAACGUUCAAUCGGACGAAGUGUCUAGAAAGUUUCGGGAAUUUGAUACUAAUAUAAACGUAAGUGCACCUAGAACUAAUAUUGAUAAUGAGGUUGAUGAAUGCAAGGAUAUUGAGACUGUAGAAAAUAAAUUAGAAAGUAUGACUGAUGAAGAAAACCUUGACAGUUCUGAUCCGGAAGUGAGAAAAAUACAGCCUACCGAUGACUGGUUAAAUUCUAUAAAGAACCAAACUGAAACCGAGCCAACACAAGUGACUGACGUAAUGGAACACAGUACUAUCACUUGCUCUUAACAGAGUAAGCAAAUCCUAGCUAUAAUUUACUUAAAAUGCAUUUAAUAAAGAUUUUCUAUUUUAUCUAAUA